Messenger RNA from Drosophila ficusphila, 917 nucleotides. RefSeq lists its product as uncharacterized. The record is from RefSeq and is a predicted model, not a curated record. The transcript is spliced from 2 exons. NCBI's taxonomy places the organism in Eukaryota, Metazoa, Arthropoda, Insecta, Diptera, Drosophilidae. The coding region runs from base 84 to 785 and encodes 233 amino acids.
UCCAAGGUCGAGAGCGUUUAGGUAUUGGUAUUGUUUUUGUUUACAAAUAUAAAUAGGAAAGGAAAGGUGGAACAUAUCCUAAAAUGUCUACGAGAACUUGCGCCUACAAGGACUGCGAAUAUUAUUACGACAUCCACGAUAACGCACUCACCAAAGGAAGAACCCUGUUCGCCUUUCCCAAACAAAAUGAGAGGGCGAAAAUCUGGCACAAAAACGGACGGGUGCAUCCGAAGAUCCCCCAAAACCAGCUAUUCAUGUGCUCUCUUCACUUUGAUCGCAAGUUCAUAUCCUCCUCUAAAAACCGGACACUCCUCGUGGGCGAGGCGGUGCCGUAUCCUUACCAAGAAAGGGAUUCGGAGCCGGAAGAAGAGCUACAGCAGGUAGCCUCAACUUCGCAGGAGAGGUACUUUAUAAAUCUAAGCGAUGACGAAUUAAGCAUCAAUGUAGACACCACCUCGAAACAGAAUACCCUCGAUAAAGAGCUUGACUUCGAACUUGAGGCUCCACUCGCCAAACGCCCAAAGAGUACAGUCGCUGCCCCCUCUGUGAAGGAUACUCCUCCAGAGGCUCCCAGUCUGGCAGCGGAACCGUCUAGUAUUAAACUAGACCUUAUUGAGGCCAUCGAUAUUUCCGAGGUGUCCGUGUUUAAUUUCAAGGGCCAGGAGUACGUGCAAAUGUCCAUGGAGUAUUAUUUAAAUGAGAAACGAAAGUUGGUGGAAUUGCUGAAGGAUUACAAGGCUGCUCUGCGGAGUAUUAAGAGUCAUGUUUCCCAGUUGGACCUUUGACACAAUCAGAAGGAUUCUUAUUUCCGUAGACUUAUUGACUAGGUUUUGUUGGUGCUUGAUGUUUAUCUUACUUUGAGAACAAGGAAACUGAUAAUUUACAAUUAAUAAAGAAUAAAAUGUAUAAUUUAUAAA